Cimex lectularius (bed bug) is the source of this 945-nucleotide messenger RNA. RefSeq lists its product as uncharacterized. Gene Ontology annotation, cellular component: membrane. The transcript has 4 exons. The record is from RefSeq and is a predicted model, not a curated record. Lineage: Eukaryota; Metazoa; Arthropoda; Insecta; Hemiptera; Cimicidae. The coding region runs from base 21 to 878 and encodes 285 amino acids. Gene Ontology annotation, biological process: sensory perception of taste.
UCGUGUACGGUCUGGCGUUGAUGUUCUACCUCACAAUCGUCGACGGUUACAAAUGGUAUUCGACUUGGCAGUUCAGGACGAUAAUUUCCGUAAAAGUCAUCGUAUUCACGAUAACUGCGAUGACAAACGUCAAAACUAUGAAGACAAUCAGCUUCAACGAGCUCUCGAUCUUGGCCAAAGUCGACCACAAGUUCAUGUCCGCCGUCGCUCUCUGGCCGCUCGUCUUUCACCCUUGCCACAUCUUCAGCACGGGCAUCGAGUAUGCCGAGCUGUACGUCGGCAUCCUCUUUCUCUCCCAGGAGGUCGUCCAGGUCGUCAUCGUCAUACAAUUUGGUUACAUAUUCCAGGCCGUCAACGCCGUUUUGCAGAAAGUCACGUCGAGUAUGAACGCAGCGAAUUUGAACUCGAGCGUCAGAAAGCUCACGAGGCUCAUGGAACUUGCCCAAUUCGUCCACAGGCGUUAUACGAUACAGCUUUUCUUCAUUCUAAUCUAUUCCCACAUCAACUGCCUCAUAUGGGGCUUCCACAUCGUCAAAGACAUCGACAAGGCCGACGUGACGAAAAACGUUUAUUUCUUCAUAAUGCGCAUCAUUUACUUCCUCUGGAAUGUGGGGAUAACGAAACUUAUCGUCUCACCAAACACGCAGUUCAAAGAACAGGUUGAAUUAUUCAUGAACAAAUUGCAGAAAAGACUGCAUGAGACGAGGAUGGACAAGCGUACGCUCUGCUUGUACUUGAGGCUUCAACGCUGCCCUGAAUUUAAGGCCCUGUCGCUGUUUUCCCUCAACAACUCAUUGGUGACAUCAGUUGCUGCAGCUGUCUGCGCCUACAUUAUUAUAAUAACACAAUUCUUCGAGGAAAUGAACCUUUAUUAUUAAUCGUUAUUAUAAAUAAAUGAAAAUAAAUUUUGUGGUUAUGUAUUUUUGACAUUACCCAAUAUAAUCA